AUGACGCCGCCAUGGCUUCUGCUUCUCCUUCUUCUGACGACGUCGGACGCGACGACGAUCGUCCGAAGGACCGUCGAAGGCUCGCCGACGGAGACGAUUCUGAAGUGCGGUCCGGCCGAGUCCUUCAUCAGGACCCACAUGGCGCCAGACUUCGAGACGCCGCGUCUCGUCCGUCGUCUCGACUGGUUCCACGACGAUUCUCUGGUCGCCACCUACCAGCAGGUCCGUUUUCUCUUCCUUUCCUUCUAUUUGAUUUUGUUUCUGUUCAUCAUAAUUUUUUUUCAACAUUUUGAAACGAAAAUUUUUUGAACAGUUUCGCUGACCGGUGUGAGAUCUCUUUUCUCUCAUUGACGAGAGAGAAGAGAGUACAGACAAGUCAGAAUUUUUACAUAGCGUGGUGGAAAACUGUUUAAUAUUUUCUGGAGAUAUUUUUGAUCUGAAUUCUUUUUUUUCAUCUUGGGAAAAAGUAUAUUACUUUUUGGCAUCAAAACAUUUAAAACUUAUUUUCUGAAAAUUGAACAAUUUUCAUGUCGUUUUAACCUCAUUUCUGUCUCUCUUGAAUUUAUCUUUUUCUUUUUCUUUUCCUACUUUUUUGACAAAAUUUCUUUCCUUUUCUCUCAAGUUUUGAAUCUUUUUCUGUGAGUUACUCAAACUAUGCUAUUUUUUGCAUUUCCGAGUUCGUUUCCUUUUUUACAUUCAUGCAAACUUCCUGAACUCGAUUCUAAUUCGAUUAGAAUGUUCUGAAACAUCUUUUGCGUCAUUUUCCUUCCUUUUUUGUCACGAACUCCUGAGUCGGAACUUUUUCUCUUUUUCAACUUCAAAAAAAAAAAAACUUUAUUAUGUGAGCUUUUCAGUGUCACAAUGGGACGUGUUCCUGCGGUUCAGCGCAUCUUUUCAAAAAAAGAGAAGAAAAAAACAUUUUCUUUUUACAAAUUCACUUCUUUUUGAGGUUUUCGUUCCAACCACAUAAUGUGAUAGGUGCAACAACUGCCACCAAAAAAAUUCAAUUUUCUGGCGCGAAAACGAACUUUGCCUUUUUUUCGUGGCUUUUCAUUUCGGAACAAAUCGAAAAAAAGCGAUAGAUAGGUUGAGCAAAAAAAGCAACUUGUAUGUAGGAAAUAUUUAGAAAAAUUUUUCAUCAUUUCUGUUUGCACUGAUUUUUUUCUUUCAAAAUUUACCCUAAAAUUUCACCAAGUUGUCCUGGAAACUUCCAUUUUUACGAGCGACUCCAAAAAAAGCUGAGAAGGGUGGCGGUUUGAGCAAAAAAAGAAAAACAUAAAUUUUCCUACUACCUUCAUUUUGCUAUAGUGUAUCCAGAAAAAGCAAAAAAAAACUCCACUUGAUCCAAUUUCACUUUUUGUUUAAUUUUGCAAAACUCUUAAUUUACGGAUUCAGCACAUUAAACGAUUUUUCGAUGUAUUUUGCAAUAUAAAAUUGAUAAGAGAUUUUAUUUUCAUUUUUCGUGCUAUAAAAGAUUAUGUGCUCGUAAAUCUUAAAUAGUUUCUGCGCUUUCAUACUGACCAUAUCUGCGCCCGACCUUGAGCGACUUUGCUUUUAUUAAGACUACUUGAAGAGGGCACUAAAGUGGCCACUAAGACCACCUUUCGAGAAACCACUAUUUUGCGUUUCAGCGGCCACCAGAGUAAUUUUUUUAGUGUUGUAGUCAUCUGGUAGUACCCUCUAGACUCUCAGAGACGCCACUAGAGUUCAGUCACUUAAGAGGUCACUAAAACGCAGAACAUUAAAGUGGCUACCAAAAGUUUUCCCAAAACCUUGCCUUUUCCAAAUUCUUUACGGUUCCCAUGGGCCGAAAUGGAUAAUCUUUGCUCCUCUGAGAAGUUUGCUGAUCCGUAGACGUAUGUUUCUAAAAAGGGACAUGUUAAACGAGGAUUCCUUGGCCUGCCAAUUGCCCUUUCGCGCGUUCCAAACGGAGAGAACCUUUUUGAAAGUCGCGUGGCGUUUCCGCAUCAGUUGCUCUCCACUCAUCUAUUUGGUUAAGCUUCGUCGUCUUUCCCCUGUUUUGAGCCUUUUGCCGGCCCAUUAGGCCGAGAUUCGCUCCAGUUUUUGGAGGCCCAAUUGACGGCAACUACGUCCCAAGGUAUUGAUGGACUUGGAGAGAAAGAAGAAAAAAACAGCUCCUUUCGCUAGGUUUUUUGGGGCUUUUUUUGGAAGGUUGAAUGGAGAAAUGGAAUUUAUUUUGGUCUUUAUGGAGUUAUUGGGUUGAGAAUUCGAGAAGUGUUCAGUUCUCCCUUUUUAAAAAGCUGAAAAGUUGAAACGGCCCAAUUUUUUUCGAAAGAAUUUUGGUUGAUUUUAAUUUUAAAAAAAAAAGCAGGAAAGUUAUGGGAGCCUCAAUUUUUUGCCCUUUAAAGAUGUUUCAGUUUGGAGCAGAUCUUUUUAAUUUUUUGAAUUUUUUGACUAUUUUUUUUUUCAUUUUUGAAGGAAUAGUGCAAAUUUCAAGUCAUAAUAAUUCACACGCAACGAUAAUUAUGACACAAGAACGCAUAAAAAUUAGUUCCGCUCAUUUUUUAUUGGCGAAAUCAUCAAUUUUGAGCAAUCCAAUGGGACCAAUCCUCAAAAUAUCUAUAAAAUAACGCCAGUUGAUAAUACCCUUCUCAUUUAUUCAUUCAUUUUAAUUACUCAAAAGAAAGCUCGGAAAAAAAUUCUGAUAGGCAGCGUUUUCAUAUUUUGCAUCAUUCGGUGGACAGUCUAACGCGUCUGCGCUCUCUUUUGCAUUUCCUAUUUCUCCUGCGUAUCUGACCAUGCUGCUGAGGGAGAAGAGAGCGCAGACAUGUCAGACUGUCUCAAAGCGACGGAUGAAGUCUUUAUUUGGAAGUUUCUUUUUUUACACAUUUCCAACUCAAUCCUUCCCAAAAUAUUGACGAACACUUGGCGGAACGGAAACAAAAAAAAACAUGUAAUCCUGGUCUCCAGAUUCCGUCAUGAAACUCCAAAAACCAGACCCGUUCUUUUUCCCCGAACCAACUCGAGGGAAAAAGAGAGUUGAGCGGCGAUUUCGGCGGUCGGACGGCGGUGCUUCAUCAUCCAGCACAUCAUCUAAACGACUCUCGCACGCUCAGGAAAUACUAUUUGAAGCCGUGGCUCUCCCUUCGACGGCUCUUUCGUCUGAUUUCGGCAAGUCUCGACGUGCUCCGUCAAGUUCGAACCUGCGACCCCCUGACACUUUCAGAGACGCGGAAAAGUGUUUCUAG
Molecule: messenger RNA, 3209 nt
Organism: Caenorhabditis auriculariae
Lineage: Eukaryota; Metazoa; Nematoda; Chromadorea; Rhabditida; Rhabditidae
Source: the annotation of a GenBank genome assembly